Molecule: messenger RNA, 2403 nt
Organism: Psammomys obesus (fat sand rat)
Lineage: Eukaryota; Metazoa; Chordata; Mammalia; Rodentia; Muridae
Gene: Ccdc138
Product: coiled-coil domain containing 138
Exons: 16
Coding region: 7-2058 (683 amino acids)
Source: RefSeq, a predicted model, not a curated record
CCGAGCAUGGAGCGCCGGGUAGUCAAGCCACCCGGGCAGGACAUUAUAGUGGAACGUCUCAAAAGCCGGUAUGGCCUGGCGGGAAGCUGCUCCGUGGAGGACGAUGACAUGAGUGGUGUGUGGGCUGCUCUAAUGAAUCAACAGCAUGAGCUUUCAAGGUUUGCUCAGACUAAAUUUAAAAGAAGUCUAACCUCCCCAGAUGGUUUGGAUACCUACUGCUCUGGAGAUAAAAUUGGUUCAUCACUAAGAUGCUACUCUGUUGAAAGGAAGUUUUCUACAGCACCGUUCUGCAGUUCCUUCAAACACGUAAAUGUGAACUGCCUAGAUGAUGAUGGUGCUGAACUGGAUUCUUUUAAUGAUUUAAAGAAAUGGGAAACCAAAGAAGAAUUAAUUGAAGAUGAUUAUAGAGAUGGUGCCUCCAAAAUAAUAAAGCAGUCCUUCAAAGAAACAGAAAAAGAUGCCCUGCUGACUAACAUGGCCUCACCAGGACUUCAGACUGAAUGUUGCAAUGAUUCCAUUGACUCUCCUUUGAAACAUGUCAUUUAUCCAAAAUCCAAAGUGUCAAAGAAGCAAGGUUUGCUUCCACAUCAGAUAAAUCAAAUAUAUGAUGAAUUAUUUCAUAUAUAUAUGAAACUACAGAGUGAAACUUCAGCACAGCAGAAAUUUGCUGAAGAACUUAAAAAACGGGAACGGUUUUUAGCAGAACGAGAACAGCUGCUUUUCAAACAUGAAACUGCCUUGAGUAAAAUUAAAGGUGUUGAAGAAGAGGUUCUGACAAGAUUCCAAAUUCUAAAGGAGCAACACAGUACAGAAGUUGAACACUUAACGGAAGCUCUGAAGGAAAAGAAUAAAGAGAGCAAGAGAAUGAAGUCCUCCUUUGAUACCCUAAGAGAGCUGAAUGAUAACUUAAGAAAACAGCUAAAUGAAGUAAGUGAAGAAAACAGGAAGAUGGAGGUUCAGGCUAAAAGGGUUCAAGCUCGUUUAGAUAACUUACAGAGGAAGUAUGAGUUUAUGACAGUACAGAGACUGAAAGGAUAUUCCCAUGCUGCUCAUGAAAUGAAAAGUUUAAAACAAGAAAAAGCACCAGUUUCAAAACCUUUCAAGAUGACACUCAAUGGACAAGUGUAUGAACUGUUAGUUGUUUUCAUGGACUGGAUAUCAGACCACCAUCUUAGCAAAGUGGAGCUGGAGGAACCUGGUGUGGAUGGUGAAAAGCCAUCACUCAAACCUCCUCAGAGAAGUGACAUUCAAGAGAAAUGUGUGAAGCUUUUGCCUAUGAUGACAGAGCAGCUCCAGUGGAUGCCACUUGUGAACGCUAAACUGCAUGAGCCUUAUGUAAAGUUUAUCUAUUGGUCUCUAAGGCUGCUGGAUUCUGGCACACAGCAUUCAACUAUGACAUCAACGUUGAGGAGAUUGGGUGAAGACAUAUUUAAAGGAGUUACAAUUAAAGGAACUCAGGAUAAUUCUUUAGAGCAUUCUGUAGAGAACAAACCAAAGACAGCAGCAUUCUUCAAGAGCUCCAAUUUAUCGCUGAGAUUUUUAUCAACCUUAAUUGUCCUCAAAACAGUCACUCAAGCGGACUACCUAGCUCAAGCAUUUGAUUCCCUUUGUUUGGACUUGAAGACUGAUGAAGGGAAAACCUUGUUUUUGGAGUACCAAGCUGUUCCAGUAAUACUAAAACACCUGAGAAUAUCCAGUAAAGGACUGUUAUCCAAUGUCAUUGACAGUUUGCUUCAGAUGACGGUAGACUCGAAGGCCCUGCAGCCUUUCUUGGAAGCCUGCAGCAGCUCUUUAUUUUUUCGUACUUGUUCUGUGCUGCUCCGGACCCCUAAACUUGAUCUUCACAUCCUAGAAAAGCUCAGUAUUAUCCUACAGAAGCUUUCCAAAAUCAAGAGUAACAAGAAGCUCUUUGAAGUUUUCACCAUUCACCUGAUGCUUCAGGAAAUACAAAGGACAACACAUCCAGAGCACGCUUUUCUCUGUAUUAACCUAAAUUCAACUCUGUUCAACCUGGGUUUAACAAAAAAUAACUCCCUGGUUUCCAGUAGCAGCCAUUAGAAAAGUGUGUGUAUGUAUGUGUCUGUGUCUGCCUAUGUGUUCAUUAUUUGUCAAAGUAUAAAAAUCACCAAAGGAAGAUUCUAUAAAGUUAUCAACAGCAUCAUUUAUCAUGAAAAAUAUCUAGAAAGAUUUCUCAGCUAUGUAAUUGAGGCCCGUAGAGAGUAGGAUGUUUUAGAGUGUUUCCGUUUAAAGUAGUGCUAAUGACUGUGCAAGGUGACACUUCCGGAACUUCAGGCAUUAGGUUACUUUUAUAAAACAUUUGAAGAAAAGUCUUUCUUGAAAUUAUGUGAUUAUUUGGAAUAUAAUUUGUUCUUAUGUGAAAAUAAACUAAAUUUUUAUAGCAAA